CCGCCGCGGCGUUGGAGGCGCCGAUAAUGGAAAACCGCGGAAAGUCCUCCUCCACGCAUGGCAGCAUGCGGAAGCCGGUACACCGCUUCGUCCUGCUCGGCGUCGCCGUCGUCCUGGGGCUGCACUUGGCCGUCAACCUGCGGAUGGCGCCGAGCCGGCGCGUGCACCGGGAGACCCUGCAACGGGGCUCCAAGGCCACGCAGGCGACCGCCACAGCCGCCGCCACCGCGCCUCGAGAGAGCCAGGACGGCGGCGCCAUGCACGUCCGCGACGUCCCCCUGCUGUUGGACACCCCUGGCUGCCGCAUCCCCGACUUGGUCGCCAACAGCAGCGAGGUGGCGCCCUACGUCGUGGACUACGAUAUGGGUGGCGACUGCGGUGACCCGCCACCCCUCGUGCGCUCCACCGACGACACGCUGUACGUGGACAAGGAGGCCCUGGACGCGUACGGGGUGCCCGCCGGCGCGCGGCCCCAGGACCACGUUCGCUGCUGCUACUCCGCCAUGUGGCGCCCGCAGCUCGACGUGGUCGUCCCGGACUGGGGUCCCGGGUCCCCCAUGCCGCCGGUCGACAAGAGGAAGGGGCUCAUGUGGGACAAGGUGGCUUACGGCAACGACAUACGGUACGGGGACGAAUGCGUGCCGUUCUUUGAGCCCGUCGUGGUGCUUCACGAGUUCGUCCGCGUCAACUGCACCGUGACCGUGGCCGCGUCCGUGACCCAGCUCCGCGACUACCACGCCUUCGUGCCGGUGCGGCGUCCUCGCGGCUGGGCGGCCGACGCCGACGACGCCGGCACCAAGGACUCGGAGGCCGCGCUCAACGUGCUGGUGGUGGGCGUGGACUCGGUGUCGCGCCUCAACGCGCUGCGCACCAUGCCGCGCACGCUGGCCGCGCUGGCGCGGCUCGGCGGCACCACCAUGCUGGGCUACAACAAGGUGGAGGACAACACGUUCCCCAACCUGGUGCCGCUCUUGUCGGGGCUCAGCGUGCCCGAGCUGCGGCGCCGCUGCUGGGCCGACGACCACGGCGGCAACGACGCGCACUUCGACGCCUGCUCCUGGAUCUGGAAGCGCUUCAACGCGCGCGGCUACGUCAACAUGUUCGCCGAGGACACGGCGUGGAUGGGGCUCUUCCACUACCUCAAGCAGGGCUUCGUGGUGCAGCCCACGGACUACGACCCGCGGCCCCUGCUCUACGUCGGCGAGCGAGACCUGGGCCGCAAGCUGCGGCGCCGGGGGAGCAGGGUGUGCCUCGGACAGCGCACCCAACUCGAGGUGCUCUUCGAGUACGGCACCAAGUUCGUGCGCGCCAUGGCGCAGCAGCGCAGGAAGUUCUUCGCCGUCGUGUGGGGCACGUCGCUGUCCCACGACGACCUCAACGCCCCCGCCGUGGCCGACGACAUGUACGAGCGCCUCCUGGGGGACCUCGAGGCCACCGGCGUCCUCAACAAGACGGCCUUGGUGUUCAUGAGCGACCACGGCCUCCGCUUCGGCGGCAUCCUGGAGACAGCCCAGGGCCGCCUGGAGGAGCGCCUGCCCCUGAUGCACGUCGUGCUGCCGGAGUGGCUGCGAGCCAGAUACCCUGCCGCGGCGGACAACCUGCAACGCAACGGCGGGCGCCUCGUCACCGUGUACGACUUGCACGAGACCAUGUUCGACUUGAUGGACCUGUCCUCGUUGGAGGCGCGUGCGUCGCGGGAGGGCUCAUUGGACCGCCGCGGCAUCAGCCUCUUCUCGCGUAUUCCAGGAGAGCGGACGUGCGCGCAGGCGGGAAUCCCGGGGCACUACUGUGCCUGCCAGCUGCUCGACCCGGUGCCCGUCAGCGAUCACAGGGUACUUCAGGUGGCUGAGUAUGUCAUCAGUGAAGUAAACUCUAUGCUGUCAUCCUCCCAAGGAGCACAAGGAAGCCCCUGCGCCAAGUUGCAUCUGGACUCUGUGCUUGACGCACGCAAGAGAGCUCUCGGAGGCAAACAUACAAUGCCAAUCUUGGAAGAACAGUACCAGCUGGUGGUACGGACACAGCCAGGGGCAGCUCUGCUGUCAGCCACAGUGACCUAUCGCCUGGGUACAAGCACCAUGCAGCUAGAUGGCACAAUCAACCGCAUCAACAAAUACGGCAAGCAAGGACAGUGCAUCGAAGACUUCAAGCUCAGAAUACUUUGCUACUGUAACAAUAGUCAACAAUAAUGAACAACUGACAGCUCUGUUCAGAAUAGGUCAGAGGAGCAGAUGAAAAUUGAGGGCGCCAGGCCAGGGAUAAUGAAGACAAACCAAGCAGAUAGUUUUCUGUUUUUAUUAAAGAAGUCUCAACUUAGAUCCUGGAGGGGUACAGCAUCUGAAACAAACAAGCACAAAUGUGAAAACACAACAAAAAUAUAAUGUAGGCACAUUAAGACAUUUUUUCACAAUUGAUGGUAGGCAUGCCCCCAGGUCCUAUUGCUCUCUGCUUUGCAACCACUUGAAUAAACCAUUUAAGUUAAAAAGGAACAACCUUUCAAACAAAAAAACAAUUAUUCACAUGCAGAUGAGAUCAAAUUUUCUGUCCCAUUGUUCCCAAUUGCAAUAAAAGCGUUCGUCAAACAGUGUAA
Messenger RNA from Thrips palmi, 2587 nucleotides. RefSeq lists its product as uncharacterized. The transcript is spliced from 5 exons. The record is from RefSeq and is a predicted model, not a curated record. Lineage: Eukaryota; Metazoa; Arthropoda; Insecta; Thysanoptera; Thripidae. Bases 27 to 2186 code for a protein of 719 amino acids.